Parasteatoda tepidariorum (common house spider) is the source of this 8078-nucleotide messenger RNA. RefSeq names its product plexin-A2. The record is from RefSeq and is a predicted model, not a curated record. Lineage: Eukaryota; Metazoa; Arthropoda; Arachnida; Araneae; Theridiidae. Gene Ontology annotation, biological process: regulation of cell migration; semaphorin-plexin signaling pathway. Gene Ontology annotation, molecular function: semaphorin receptor activity; protein binding. Gene Ontology annotation, cellular component: semaphorin receptor complex; plasma membrane.
UGCUCGCUCAUUCAGUUGAUAGCCAGCUAAGCCGGCAGCUGAGUCUUUCAGUUGUCUUUAACUUACCCGCACUUUACAAAAGGUCAGAGUGACUCAUAUCGUUGUUGCCCCACAAGCGGCUUCCAAGACGAUCGUUCACCAAAUACAACACCGAUCCCUUGGCGAGAUUUCGUUGUUUUUGUUUCGUUUUAGAAUUGCUGUGAUUUGUAAAACAUGAAUGAUGCUAUAUAUCGGACCACCGUGGAUAGAGUGUGAGUUUUCAUUUAUUUUGGAUUGUAAAGACUACCAGCUUACAAACUUUUUGUUAUGGAAAAGCAUCAGUGAUUGAGUUUGCAGUAAAAUAUUUGGAUAUUUCUUGGAGUUUUUGUUUUCCGGCCGGUAAGUUUCCAUUCCGGUGCCCAUAGGUUUGCACAAGUGGUUUGAUAGCUGACGGGAGAACUAAUUUUAUAAAAUUUUGUGAAGUCUCUUGAAGUAGCCGUGAUGCAGAUCCGUCGGCGAAUCAAACUAGCCAUAACUCCACUUCUAUUGCUCUUCCUGUUUGUCCCACCGACUGUGUUGGCUCAACAAGAUUUGGAAGAUGAGAACUUUGCCGCAUUUGAAGAUCCAAUGACUGAAAAAUUUAAUCAUUUGACUGUGCAUGACUACACAGAAAAAGUUUAUAUUGGAGCGGUAAACAGGAUCUACCAACUGUCUAGGGAUUUAAAAGUGGAAGCUAUUGCUGUCAUAGGUCCACAAGAAGAUAGUCCGAAAUGUCCAGUUACCAGAAUAUGCCCCAACGAAGCAAAAAGACCAACUGAUUACCACAAUAAGGCUCUAGUGAUUGACUAUCCUCAAAGUAGGUUGAUAGCUUGUGGUAGCCUUUUUCAGGGUAUAUGUACAGUGCAUAACCUCAACGAUGUCACGAAUUUUGUGACACCUGCUAAUGAAUCUGUCGUUGCCAACAAUUCCACGGCUUCCACAGUAGCUUUCAUAGCUCAAGGACCUAAAAGUUUACCCCGAAUGCACGUGUUGUAUGUCGGUGUUUCAUAUACCGGUAAUGGACCGUAUAGGUCUGAUGUACCUGCUGUCAGCAGCAGAAGUCUUGAUCCGAAUAAUAUGUUUGCAAUUGCUCAUACAGGUGUCACUACGGGUACCAAAGUCAUGGUCAAUAGUAUGUCCAGAGAAAUAUAUCCUAUCACAUAUGUGUAUGGCUUCAGCUCGAAAGGUUUUUCGUAUUUUGUUACCGUUCAAAAGAAGUUUACGGAUCCACCGAAACCUUUCAUAUCUAAGCUCGUGCGUAUAUGUCAUGAAGAUGUGCAUUACUAUUCAUAUACAGAAGUACCACUUAUGUGUCGAGCCCCUGAUGGAACUGAUUAUAACUUAGCUCAGGCAGCUUAUGUGGGUAGGCCUGGCUCUGAAUUAGCAGUCUCUUUAGGCAUAGCAGCUCAAGACGAUGUUCUUUUUGCUGUUUUUGCCAAAUCCAAAGAUGAAUCUGAUAUUUACAACAAACCAAGUCCUAACUCUGCUUUAUGUGUUUAUGCUCUCUCUGCUGUGCAUCGCAAAUUUACACAGAAUAUUCAACACUGCUUUAAUGGAUUUGGUGACAGAGGAUUAGAUUUCAUCAAUCCUAGCCAAAAUUGCAUGGUAACGCAAGUGCAAAUAAAUGAUGAUUUCUGUGGAAUGGAUGUGAACACUCCUCUGGGAGGUAGCAUGCCCAUUGAGGCCACUCCUGUGCUUACGUAUUCUGGACUCCUGCUAACUUCAGUAGCUGCCACUUCCACCCACGAUUACACGGUAGCCUUUAUGGGCACGGCCACUGGACACUUGAAAAAAGCUGUUGUUGAAUCAGUGACAAGUGCUUUUGAGUACAGCGAUCUUCAGAUAGAUGAAGGCAAGUCUGUAAGUCCGGACAUGCUCUUCGACAAGAACAAAGAAUUCUUAUAUGUUAUGACAGAAAGAAGAGUAACUAUGGUUAAAGUGCAAGAAUGUUUAGUUUAUAAAACAUGCAGUGAAUGCCUAGAAGCCCAAGAUCCUUAUUGUGGUUGGUGUUCUUUGGAAAACAAGUGUAGUUUAAGAAGUGAUUGUGCUGAAGCUGCCCAAGAUCCUUUAUAUUGGUUAUCUUAUAAAAGUGGAAAGUGCACAACCAUUACAAGUGUUCACCCACCUCAGAUACAGAGAACAACUGCCAGAAUUCUAAAUUUAGUAAUUGACAACUUACCAGUCUUGGAAGGGCAGUUUUUCUGUGCUUUCACUGCUCUUGGAAAAACUUUGGUUACAAAUGCAUCUCGUUCAGCAAAUGGCGUCAGCUGUGCUACUCCUCAUACAGAUUCUCUACCUCCAAUACCACCCACUCAACAUCAUUUUACUGCAAAGUUAUCAGUUCGGAUGAAAAUUGGACCAGACUUUGUUGCUACAAAUUUUACAUUUUAUGACUGCAGCACUUAUACAUCAUUUUAUUCCAGAUGCACCCAAUGUGUUUCCAGUCCUUUUCCAUGUGAUUGGUGUGUUGGUGGUCAUCGUUGUACUCAUGACACGGGAGAAAACUGUCGUAAUGAUAUAUUAGUGACUGGAAUUUCUAGUAUUGGACCCAGUAUUAGAUCUGGACCUGGUUUUUGUCCCAGAAUUAACACAACUACUGGUGGUUCAAUUGAAAUUUUAGUACCAUCCGGCAUAAGCAAGCGGAUACAAGUAAAAGUUGAUAAUAUUCAGCCUAUUAUUGCUUCAACAAGAUUUGUAUGUCAAUUCAACAUUGAAGGCAGAGUUAGGCAGGUCCAUGCUCAACUUCUAGGUGAUACUAUAUAUUGUGAGCCAAUGGGAUUUACAUAUGGAACUCAAGCUCCAAAUAUUACUACUGCUUUUGCUGUGAUAUGGGAUGGUAGUAAACCCUUAGACAAUCCUGAAAAUAUUCAUGUGUUGGUAUAUCGCUGUCAAGGAAUGGCACAGAAUUGUGGUAUUUGUCUAGAGCUUCCAGAUAAAUAUGCCUGUGGUUGGUGUCAGGAUCCACCAUCAUCAUGUCAAGUUCAUGAACAAUGUAGUUCAGAUCCAACUCAAUGGCUUGACCAUAGUCAAACAUGUCCAGACCCAAAAAUUACGCGGUUUUUUCCUGAGUCUGGUCCUUGGGAAGGUGGCACAAACAUAACAAUCGAAGGUAUCAACUUAGGUCGAGUAUUUGAAGAUGUUGCUGGUGGUGUUAAAGUAGUUUAUGAUGCUGAUGGACGUACCAUUGCUGAAUGUUUACCACACAAAGAAAAUUAUCGGAAAACUAGUCAGAUUGUUUGUCAAGUUGAAAGUCCACGAAAUUUGACUACUGGUCUUGGUAGAGGAUCUAUUGCUGGCCCAAUUGUGGUAAAAGUUCAAAAUGAUUACAUAGCUCGCUCCAAAAAGCAAUAUUCAUUUGUCAAUCCAAGAAUAACUUCAGUUGAACCAAGUAAAGGACCCAAAUCUGGAGGAACUCGCCUGCGGAUAUGGGGCUUGCACAUGGAUGCAGGGAGCAGAGCUGAAGCUUUUGUUGAUGGCUUAGAAUGUAAAGUAGCUGGGAGAAGAAGAAAUUGUGUGGAAUGCACAACAUCAGCUUCUACAGAAAAAGGACAUGGGAAAGUGCGUGUCAAAUUUGAUAAUGGUCUUCGUAUCUUUGAAGAUUAUAAUUUCCUUUACGUGGAUGAUCCAGUGAUAAUUCAUGUAGAAUCAGGGUCUGGUCAACGUGGAACACCUAAAGGCAUUCCCAGUGGAGGCAUUAGUAUUACAGUUCAUGGUACGAACCUAAAUGCUGUACAAGAGCCUAUGAUGUAUGUUUUAGUGGAUAAUCAAGAAUACACUAGUGCUUGUAAAGCUGAAUCAGCUUCUGAAAUGAAAUGUAGAAGUCCUGCUGUACCACCAUCUAAAUUGGAUUUCUCUGGAGAUGAAGCAAUUGAACUUGACUUUGGAUUUCUAAUGGAUAAUGUUGAAAGAGUUAAAAAUUUAAGUGAAAAACCAGGGUUUCCAAAAUUUUACAUGUAUCCAGAUCCACUUUAUUAUAAAUUUACUGAAGAAAACAACAUCAAAUACUACAAGAGUGACUAUCUAACUAUCAAUGGUCAAAAUUUGGACAGAGCAUCACAGGAAUCUGAUGUAAUUGUGCGUAUUGGAACUAGUUUCUGUAAUGUUACGUCACUUUCUCGUUCUCAGUUGACUUGUCGUCCUCCAACUUCUCAACCUUUUGCACGUGAUAUUGCUGGUUACCCUGUUCAAGGCCAAUUGCCUGAAGUUGUGGUUGAAGUUGGUGACAUCCUAAAAUUUCCUAUUGGAAAACUUAGUUAUGAAUUACCGUCUUCUCAUGAUAGUGCCUUAUCAAAACCAGUUAUCAUCGGAGUCAUUGUUGGAGGUUGUAUUCUUGUCAUUAUCGUCAUCAUUAUUUUGAUUGCCUACCGUCAAAAAUCCACUGAGAGCUCCAGAGUCUUAAAAAAUAUGCAGGAGCAAAUGGAUGUUUUAGAGUUACGAGUAGCAAGCGAGUGCAAAGAAGCUUUUGCUGAGUUGCAAACAGAAAUGACAGAUCUAACUAGUGAUUUAACAGCUGGUGGAAUACCAUUUUUGGAUUAUCAAUCAUAUGCCAUGAAAGUAUUAUUUCCGAAUUCAGAUGACCAUCCUGUACUCAGGGAAAUGCAGCUUGAUCCAUUGAAGAAACCUUAUAUCGAAAAAGGAUUGAGAUUAUAUGGCCAGCUUAUCAUGAAUAAAAUUUUCUUACUACUUUUCAUAAGAACUUUGGAAUCGAAUCGUUAUUUCUCUAUGAGAGACAGAGUCAAUGUUGCUUCAUUAAUAAUGGUAACUUUACAAGGAAAAAUGGAAUAUUGCACAGAUAUUCUGAAAACUUUGUUAGCCGAAUUAAUUGAAAAAUGCAUUGAGGGCAAAAGUCAUCCAAAGUUAUUAUUACGAAGAACUGAGUCUGUAGCAGAGAAAAUGCUUUCUUCAUGGUUUACUUUUCUACUAUAUAAAUUUUUACGAGAAUGUGCAGGUGAUCCACUUUUUAUGCUAUAUCGUGCAAUAAAACAGCAAGUUGAUAAGGGACCAGUUGAUGCCAUAACUAGUGAAGCAAGAUACUCAUUGUCUGAAGAAAAACUAAUUAGACAGUCUAUUGAAUAUAAAAGCAUGACUGUUUAUGUGUCUAUGUCAAUUCAGACACAGUAUGUUGCGGGUCAAGAACCACCUGGAGAAAAUAUAGAAACUCCUGUAAAAGUUUUAGACUGUGAUACUAUUUUACAAGUAAAAGAAAAAGCUUUAGAUACUAUUUAUAAAAGUACUCCAUUCACCCAAAGACCAAGCAAAGAAGACCUUGAUCUAGAGUGGAGGACUGGUACUACUGGUCGACUCACUUUGUCAGAUGAAGAUGCUACAACAAAGCAAGAUGGCGAGUGGAAAAGGCUCAAUUGUCUUGCUCAUUAUAAGGUUCCAGAUGGUGCUUUACUGACUCUGGUGCCUAAGCAAUCGUCCAUGUAUAAUCUUUCAAUCAUGACUGACAAGGUUGAUAGACAUAAAUAUGAAACACUAAAUUUUUCAUUCAAGACCAGUCCCACUCUAAGUCGAGCCACCUCUCCUUUGAAUCAUGAUCCGGAAUCAGGCUAUAAAUAUUGGCAUUUGGUGAAGCAUCAUGAUGCUGAAACUAAUAAAGAAGGGGAAAGGGGGAACAAAAUGGUAUCUGAAAUAUAUUUGACUCGUCUUUUAGCCACAAAGGGUACUUUACAGAAAUUUGUAGAUGAUUUGUUUGAAACUAUUUUCUCAACUGCACAUCGAGGGAGUGCUUUACCUCUUGCAAUUAAAUAUAUGUUUGACUUCUUAGAUGAUCAAGCUUUAAAUCAUGCUAUUUCAGAUCCUGAAGUAGUUCAUACUUGGAAAUCAAAUAGCUUACCUUUAAGGUUUUGGGUUAAUUUAAUAAAGAACCCAAAUUUUGUAUUUGAUAUUUACAAGACAAAUAUAGUGGACUCUUGCCUAUCUGUUGUGGCACAAACCUUCAUGGAUGCUUGUUCUACUUCAGAACAUAGAUUAGGCAAAGAUUCCCCAAGUAGCAAACUUCUUUAUGCCAAAGAUAUUCCAAUUUACAAAGACUGGGUGGAGAGGUAUUAUCAAGAUAUACAACUCAUGCCAGCAAUAAGUGAUCAAGAUAUGAAUGCCAUGCUUGCUGAAGAAUCAAGGCUUCAUGCACAUGAAUUCAAUACAAAUGUUGCCUUGUAUGAGCUCUAUAGUUAUGCUGUGAAGUAUAAUGAUCAGCUUAUGCAAACAUUAGAAGAAGACGAGUUUUCACGCAAAAACAAGUUAGCUUGGAAACUAGAACAAGUUCAUGCAAUAAUGAGUGGUGAAUCUGAAGCAUGACAGUAUUAUUGGCAAUCUGUGGACGUAUGACGCUACUAAUGUCCCCAACGUGAUUUGUCAGACCUUCACCGAUUGCCACGGCUCGGUUUCAAGGACUUGCUGCCACUUGUUGGGAUCCUCCAUUCUAUGCAAUUAGGAUGCUCUCUGAGGUGCAUUUGGGUGCAAUAAUUAGUUUCACCCUUUGCCCUCAGUUCCUAGACAGCAACGAAAAUUCUGUGAACGAAUGAAUUUUUUGGUACUGUUAUUAAAUGCAAAUGGACAAUAAAGAAAUAAACUUGCCACCUGAAUAAAAUAGCCUGCCUGCUUUUGGAACGCUUUAUGGAUCUGUAUAAAAAUCAAAUUGUUGUGUGAUAGCAGGCACAAAUACUUAAUGAGCUGAGCUAACCGAUGCUCAUUAUGUUGGUUAUGGUGCCAAACAAUGGCAAGCAUUUCUGUUUCUAAUAGUGGGCCCUAUUUGGAUGCACCUAGUCUUUUACUAUUCUUCGUCCCCUUUUGCAUUCCUUGCUGAAAUGAUUUUUUUAUUCUCUCAUGAUCAAAUGUUCACCAACUGCAUGUGCAACUUCCAGUGCCUUUUUAAUGCAUGCUUCUGAGUUCUUUUGAAAAUUUAGAAGCCAUUCCAGUUUUACCCUUAGUAGCCUUGACCUUGAGUCUUCCACUUUGUGUUCCUUGUCUAAGAACAAAGACUCGUUUAUUUAUCUCAUUGUUUAAGGGGCCUUUCGUGAGUCGGUAUGAAGUAUGAAAACAAAUAAUGAACUCCAAACCAUUGAAAAAUGAAUCAAGGCAAUAUGUAGAAACAUAUAUCUAUAUCUAUAUAUAAAUAUAUAUACAACUGUACAUAUACAUGCAUAUAAAUAUAUAGAUAAGUGCCUAUAUAUGUGUAUGUAUGUAUGUGUAUAACAACACAUAAAAACACAUCUGUGCACUGCUACUAAUCGUGGUUAUUGUUGCAUUUUAAGGCACGGAAUAGGAACAAUUUGCAGUGCCCAUACAAAGUAGCUAAUAGAAUAUAGCUCGUCUACCAAAAUCUAGUACCCAGAUUUAAAAACUGCACUGUGAUAGACUUUUUUCCUCUCACCCCACAAAUACCCAUUCCAUUUGUUUUAUACACUUCCAUGUAAUUUCGUUCUAUAAAUAAGAGCAAAUAAUUAUAAACAUCACCGAAGGAGUGGCCGAAAUUCCUUCAUUUUCUUCACUUCUACAUGAUGAACUGUCGUCCAAACAGACAACUGAUUUCAUCCACAUUAAGGAAGGUUGUAUAUCUGAUGUGACUUUUUGAAGUAUGUGUCCUCAUCCUUUGGAAUCAACAUUCAUUGCACAUGAAAGAGCUCAAUUAAAUGAACAGUGGCACAUCAAUCCCAUGCUGCUUGUGUAAUUUCCUGAGAAAUUCACCAGAAAAUAAUGCUGAGUAGCAGUAUCAAAAGUCCUAAAAGAUUUCUUUGCUUAGGAUGAAUAUCAAGCAAAAGACACUUUUUGGUACAACCUUAAACUUUGUAAAAUAUUUAUAGCAUAUUUUUAUUAUGAUGUUGAUUUAGAGCCUAAACCUUGCUCAAAAUGAUUUCCUGUCACAUGUAAUAACAAGAGGGUGUUUCAAAAGAAUUUGUUGCUCCUCUUAAUUGUAAAAAUGUUUCUGUUUAGAUAAUUGGUCCCAGUUUUCAGCACAAAUUGUUUCAUAAUACAGGUACUGACAUGACCAAAUCACAAACGUUUCUCACAAAUUUCUACGUGUAUUCAAGUUUUUAAUAAAAUGUAUAAAACUUUGA